This is a messenger RNA of Cladophialophora psammophila CBS 110553, 876 nucleotides long. RefSeq lists its product as uncharacterized. Gene Ontology annotation, molecular function: acetylpyruvate hydrolase activity. The transcript has 5 exons. The coding region runs from base 1 to 876 and encodes 291 amino acids. The record is from RefSeq and is a predicted model, not a curated record. Lineage: Eukaryota; Fungi; Ascomycota; Eurotiomycetes; Chaetothyriales; Herpotrichiellaceae.
AUGGGGCCAUUUUCGAGACUGAUUUGCUUUGAAUCGGAGGUGCGUAGCGGACCGAAGUAUUUCGCAGACUUGGGCGUCGAGGCCUCCGCGAUCCCAGAGCCAGGAACUUCCAUCCAGGCUUAUUCUUCGUUCGACGACCUCCUUCAAGGCAAAGACCAAGUGACGGCAACCGUGGGCAAGCUCCUCUCACCCCUUCCAAGGGAAGAUCUACCCAUAUAUUCCGUUGGACUGAACUACAGAAGCCAUGCGAAGGAAGCAAAGCUCAAUGUUCCCGUCAACCCACCGGUGUGGACAAAGCCUGCAGCGGCAUUAGCUGCCCCUGGAGAGGACAUUCACAUGAGCAGAUAUUGUGCUUCUAAUUUCCCAGAUUGGGAGGGAGAACUAGUUUUUGUCACAUCCAAAGAAUGCCGCGACGUCUCUCCGGAAGAAGCAGGGUCCUACAUUCUAGGCUACACCAUCGGCAAUGAUCUGUCAUGCCGAGUGUUUCAACUACCCGCCCAGAACGGAGGUCAAUUUUUCUAUGCAAAGGCGUUUGACAAGUUUGCGCCGAUCGGUCCCGUUCUCAUCAGCCCCGAGAUCUUCCAGCAGAACAAGGAAGUGAAGAUAGUCACAAAGAUCAACGGACAAGUCAUGCAGGACGGGGAUAUCAAGAAGGACAUGGUGUUCUCGCCCGCACAGGUUUUGAGUUUCAUGAGUCAAAGCACAACUAUCCCAGCGUACACGGCAGUCAUGACCGGGACCCCUGCCGGAGUCGGCGCCUUCAAGACACCGAGGCGGUUCCUCAAUCACGAGGACGUUGUAGAUAUCCAAGUCACAGGCAUCGGAGUGCUGAGGAACAGAAUCCUCUUCCCGGAAGGAAGGCAAGCCGUAUUGUGA